AUGAAUAACAACGACGACUACUACUACUGCUAUUACCGUUUUCUGAGCACCUACUUUACAGCAGAGCUGUGUUACGUGCUAUCCAUCUUUCUGCCUUCAGUCCUGACUACCCCCCUCCCACAAUCCAAAGCGCCGUACGGACGGCGCACCACGGGGCGCGAUCCCGCGAGCAUCCGCGCCCGCCCCUCCCCCGCGCGCCCGCUCGGCUUCCGGUCUAUUGAAGACAAUGAAGUAUAUUUGCCUAAUGAUGAAAUUUGGACCUAUGAUAUUGAUAGUGGGUUGUGGACAAUGCACCUCAUGGAAGGAGAACUCCCCACCUCCAUGUCAGGAAGUUGUGGAGCUUGCAUUCAUGGAAAGCUGUACAUUUUUGGAGGAUAUGAUGACAAAGGAUACAGCAAUCGACUUUAUUUUGUUAAUUUGCGAACAAGAGAUGGAACCUACAUUUGGAAAAAAAUCACCGACUUUGAAGGACAACCACCCACGCCACGUGAUAAGCUUUCUUGCUGGGUAUACAAAGACAGAUUAAUAUAUUUUGGUGGCUAUGGGUGUAGGAGACACAGUGAACUCCAGGACUGUUUUGAUGUUCAUGAUGCAUCUUGGGAAGAGCAGAUGUUCUGGGGAUGGCACAAUGAUGUUCAUGUAUUUGACACAAAGACACAGAGUUGGUUUCAACCAGAAAUUAAAGGUGGAGUACCCCCACAGCCACGAGCCGCCCACACGUGUGCAGUUCUUGGAAAUAAGGGCUAUGUCUUUGGUGGACGUGUUUUGCAAACUAGGAUGAAUGAUUUGCACUAUCUAAACUUAGAUACCUGGACUUGGUCUGGAAGGAUUCCCGUUAAUGGAGAAAAUCCCAAACACCGGUCAUGGCAUACUUUAACGCCAAUAGCUGAUGAUAAGCUUUUCCUCUUUGGUGGACUAAGUGCAGACAAUAUUCCAUUAAGUGAUGGUUGGAUUUAUAAUGUCAUGACAAAUUGUUGGAAACAACUUAUGCAUUUACCUAAAACAAGACCCAGGUUAUGGCACACAGCCUGUUUGGGAAAAGAAAAUGAAAUAAUGGUAUUUGGUGGGAGCAAAGAUGAUUUACUUUCCUUGGAUACAGGUCACUGUAAUGAUUUAUUGAUCUUUCAAACACAGCCUUAUUCAUUACUCAGGUCAUGCCUUGACUGCAUUGGUAAAAAUGCUAUAAUUUUAGAAAGUCAGAUAUCUUUAUUACCUCCUAAACUUCUGCAACAAGUACUCAAAAAAAUAACAUUUUGGACUGCAGCUAAUCACCGAGAGGAACAAAGAGCCCAAAAAGAAGAAACGGAAAACAAGUAUCAGCAGAUCAGUAGCAAUUAAGUUGUUAUAUACCCUAUAUAUUUAAUGUUUAAACAUUUUAAUCAGAUGGUAUAUUUACCCCCCAAAUUGGAUGUUUUAUUUAGAAGAUAAAAUUUGAUACAAAAAUGCUAUGUUAAAGUGAUUAUAUGGUGUAGAAUAUAUGGGAAUAAGAUGUUAAUGGCAGAUUGAUUUAUGUUUAUAUUUGUAAAAUAAUUUUCUUAUAAACUGCAGCAAAAAUAUACUUUCUGAAAGUAGGUACAAUUGUAAGAGAUUUCAACUUACUUUGUACUCUUUACUGGAAAGAUUACACAAAUUUGAGGAGAAUAAGAAAUUAUCCAAGGACUUUAGAAAUCCCCCAACAUAAUGGUAGAUGGAUAAAAACACCUCAUAUCAACUUUCAGAAAGAAUAGAUUGUCUCAAGUCACUUUAAAAUUAUCUAAAGCUUCUCAUUAAAUAACUCAGUUAUUUAAAUAGCUUCUCCUUAAAUAACUAAUACAGCGGGCCAAAAUUAUAAAAAAGGCAAACACUGGUCUGGUAUUAAAUAUUGAACUCCUACCCUUCCAGCACUCACCUAGUCAAGUGUUCUUCAGCAUCAUCAUAACUGUUGCUCAUCUUUGAGUAGGGGAAUAAAUGUCUUCAAUUGUCUUUUCAUUACCCUUAAAUUAUUAGUUUGUCCAAUUAUAUAUAUACAUAAAGGCAAUAUUUUAAAGUGUCUAAAGUGGAGGUUUAUUUCAUAUAGACUUUGAAAUAUUGAGAAGCAGUACAUUCAUUAACUUUUGGGACACAUUAAAAUACAUUUUGCCUUUGAA
Ceratotherium simum simum (southern white rhinoceros) is the source of this 2126-nucleotide messenger RNA. NCBI's taxonomy places the organism in Eukaryota, Metazoa, Chordata, Mammalia, Perissodactyla, Rhinocerotidae. The record is from RefSeq and is a predicted model, not a curated record.